Molecule: messenger RNA, 1221 nt
Organism: Neltuma alba
Lineage: Eukaryota; Viridiplantae; Streptophyta; Magnoliopsida; Fabales; Fabaceae
Product: plant cysteine oxidase 3-like
Exons: 5
Coding region: 82-933 (283 amino acids)
Molecular function (GO): oxidoreductase activity, acting on single donors with incorporation of molecular oxygen, incorporation of two atoms of oxygen
Source: RefSeq, a predicted model, not a curated record
UCAGCAAAUUUUUCUGAAAAAUUUUGCAUUUUGCACUGCUUUGCUCUCACAUCAAUUGUUCUCACACAGAUUUACUUAUGGAUGGCCAUUAAAAUAAAAAUGCCUCCAAAAUUACAAAAAUUAUCCGAUAAGGUGGACAUGGUCUUCGCUUCCUUCCGUAGAUACUUUAGCAUGAAGCAGCAAAGCUCCAAGGUCCAGCUUUUGUACGACCACUGCAACAAGAUCUUCACGCCUUCCGGAACACCUCGUCCUUCUUCUCAAGCCUUACAGAAGCUCUCUUCAGUUCUUGACACUGUUCAACCAGCUGAUGUUGGGCUUAAAGAGGAAACUUCAGAUGAUGAUCGAGGCCAUGGAUUCUUUGGAAUUACCCAACUGAAUAGGGUAGCUCGAUGGGCUCAACCAAUAACAUAUGUGGAUAUUCAUGAAGGUGACAGUUUUACGAUGUGUAUAUUCUGCUUUCCUACUUCUUCGGUGAUUCCACUCCAUGAUCACCCGGGGAUGACUGUAUUUAGCAAACUCCUCUAUGGUUCUUUGCAUGUGAAAGCUUAUGACUGGGUCGAGCCUCCCUGCAUUGUAGAAAACAAGGAACCUGGAAGUGCUCCAGUACGACUGGCGAAGUUGGCAGUUGAUAAAGUUUUGACUGCACCAUGCGAGACAUCAGUUCUGUAUCCAAAGGAAGGUGGUAAUCUGCACUGUUUCACGGCAGUGACCCCCUGUGCUGUGCUAGACAUUCUCGCACCUCCUUACAGUGAAGAUGCAGGAAGGAAGUGCACAUACUAUCACGAUUAUCCUUAUUCAGCAUUUGCAACGGGAAAUGGAUCUAAGGUAUGUGAUGGAAAAGAGGAGGAAUAUGCUUGGCUUGCUGAGAUAGAAACGCCUAGUGACCUUUCCAUGCGGCAGGGGGUUUACUCUGGUCCGGCUAUCCAGACCUAGCUCUGGCUGUAUGUUUCCCGUUUGAUGUGUGGGUGACAUGAAUGCUGGAAAAUAUCUGCCAUCCUUUUACUCCUGGAGGAUCUAAAGUAAUUAUACGUAGCAUUUUCUGGUGGAUUCCUUUUCGUGUAUGCAUACUUGGGAGUAAAGUCUUGAUUCAGAAUCCGUAUUACCGUAUUUAUCCCUUUUUCUUUUUCUUCGGGAUGUAUCAUCUUUUUAUCCGAGAGUCAUAAAUCCUGUAAAUAUUCAGUCAAAGGUUAUGGCUAUAGUGAUAACUGGAUUUUCUCGUCA